GCAAACUUGACGAUAUCAAAGCGUAGUUUAGCCUCAAGGGUGUGAAGUGCUGUUGUAGUUGCACCGUAGAUUAGCAUACUCUGUUAGGAUUAAACUUAGUAUUGGGUUUUAGAUGUAUUUACUGUUUUUCUCCGUUUGCUGUUUCUCGCACCAUUUGUAAAUUUCAUGUAAAUCAAAUAAUUACAGCUACUUAUAAGCUGUAAUUCUGCCAACCUAAUGUUUAAUCACCAGAAUACCAUUUUUAUUAAUUGGUCGCCUAUCCCUGUAAUUUCGUUAGAUGUACCAGUUGCUUCUGUCGCAUCGCCACGCGCCUCUCAGUUGGCUUUGUUUCCACUGCCACAGUUACUAACUCAACCGAAAAGCGCAAAUGGAUCUGAGAAGAGCAAUGGAAGCGCGGGACAUCGGCGCACUAAGCCAAAUGCAACAGGAGCAGCUUGGCAAAUUCAAGAUUGAUACAAGAAUUGACAAUGAGAAAUAUCUGCGCUCUCAUCCUGAAGUGGAGAUUUUAUUGGAGGAAUUUCUCAGAGAGGUAUUUAUGAAGAGACCCGAAGAUAUUCGGGAGUUUGCAGCAGUACAUUUCACAGACCCAGACCUGCCAGAAAGAAUUAAGAGGGAAAUGGAAGAAAGAAAAGCAUGAAACUUUUUCACAUAUCUGGAGUUGAGCACAGUGGAGACAGAAUUGCUGACUCUCUAGCCCUGCAAGCAAAGAGAUACUUUAAGCAUUAAUUUGUAAAUAUUGUAAAUAGGCUCUAAUGCUCAGUCACAAUUGUACAAUAGUUAGGAUGCAUAUAAACUAAUGUAAAAUCUUAAAAAAAAAAAAAUGUUCAACCAAAAAUGUAAGUCUUCCACACUUUGAGCAUGGUAUAAAUGAUAGAUUUAACUAUCAAUGACAGCUAAUGAAAAUCUUAAAAGACAAUUGUUUCUAAAGUAAUAGGACUAACACAGGAGCUCUCCUCCAUAGUCUUCUAUGAGAAUACAUAUCUCUUUGUUCUGUCCCCAAUGCUCCAGAAGUGAAGACUUAAUUUUUACAUUUUAUUUUAUGUACUGCACUUCCUGUUUAUAAGCUGAAUUUUUUUCAGUUCUACAGACAAAGUUGAGUGAUCUAUUUGUUUCUUAGGGGUCCUUUUGCAUCUUUUACUCUAUGCUGUUUUGUUGUUGUUCUUGGUACCACCCAGAGAGUUAUUUAUAAGAGUGUCCUUUACUAUUAUUCUUAAGAUUGUAGAUAGAAGAAAACAGGCAUUCACAUCACACAGAUUAGUUUGCCAAAAUAUAUUGUGCACAUUUACUUGGAAGGUCAUGUAGCCAAACGGAUCUCUAGAUAUUUAGACACGUUAAGACUUAAGAAUAAAAUGUAAUGUAACAUGUUAAACUGCUAAAGGAGUGAGGAGAAUGCAAAGAGUUGAGUCAUGAGUAAUCCUCAUAAAUUGUUGUAUAUAAGCAGAGUUGAUUA
This is a messenger RNA of Polypterus senegalus (gray bichir), 1450 nucleotides long. Its product is annotated as RIIa domain-containing protein 1-like. The transcript is spliced from 4 exons. Bases 368 to 637 code for a protein of 89 amino acids. NCBI's taxonomy places the organism in Eukaryota, Metazoa, Chordata, Cladistia, Polypteriformes, Polypteridae. The record is from RefSeq and is a predicted model, not a curated record.